This is a messenger RNA of Schistosoma rodhaini, 1644 nucleotides long. The record is from the annotation of a GenBank genome assembly. NCBI's taxonomy places the organism in Eukaryota, Metazoa, Platyhelminthes, Trematoda, Strigeidida, Schistosomatidae.
AUGAUUAAUGAACGUUUUAAUGAUCAAGCUAUACGGGAACAUAAUCGACUUCGUUCUCUACAUGGAUGUCCAGAACUUCAAUUGGAUGAGGACUUAAUGAUUUCAGCACAAAAAUGGGCUGAAAAUUUAGCCGCUGCCGAAAAAUUAUAUCAUAGUAAUUAUAAUGAUUAUGGGGAAAAUUUGGCAUUCAAAAUGUCUGCACCACCAUGUCAAAUAACAGGUGAAGAAGUUUCACAGACAUGGUAUAGUGAAAUUGAUUAUCAUGACUUUACUCAAUCUUAUCAUCCAAAUUCACGUCAUUUUACUCAGAUGAUUUGGAAAUCCACAACACGAGCUGGAUUUGGAUUGGCUUUUAGUCAAGAUCAAACGAAAGCAUAUGUUGUUGGACGUUAUUUGCCUGUAGGUAACAAAGGAGAUUUCGGAUGGAAUGUACCACAUUAUCAAGGAAUUAAAAGAUCUGAAAGUAUGUAUUCAUUGGAUCGUAAUUCAAUUAGAUCAAGUCAUAGACGAUCAUUUAGAGAAAGUUUAGGAUUAUCAGAAAGAUGCAAAUGUUAUUGGGAUCAUACACCAUAUGCACCUGAAGGACAUACUUUAAUAAACGAAGAUGAACGUUCUAGAACUGGUUCAAUACGUAGUGGAGAUUUUCAACGUUCCAGACCUACUUCAUUUUCAAAUAAUGAUGAUAUACAUUAUAAAUCUGUAUAUACAAAAAGUUCAGAAGAUUUACGACCUAAAACUAUUAAUGUCACUACUACUAGUUUACCGAAUACAGAUGAUGCACAUAAUUCAUUAUGUAGUCCAACAGUGAUCAAUUUAAAUUUUAUGAAUUCAGAUGAACGUCCAAGUAAGUUAGUUACAAAUACAAAACCAUCAGAUGACUUUUCUGGAUCUAGUCGUAUGUCUAUUAGAACAUCAGUAAGACGCCCAACAAGAAGUUCAACACCAGUGUGUAAUGGACACUCAUAUGAAAGAGAGAGUAGUAUUUCUUCAAAUGGAAGAGCUAACUAUCUAAAAGAUGAUCAAUAUGGAAGAGCUAGUUAUAUGAGAAAUGAUCAAUCUGGAAGAUCUAGUUAUAUGAAAGAUGAUCAAUAUGGAAAUGCAAAUGAUGAUAAUAACAGUACAUUAAGGGGCUCGAGUGUUUCUGGCAAAGGGAUACAAUAUUGUUCAUUACUAUUGACGUUUAAAAACAACGGUAGAUAUAUUAUAUACCUUGAUGUUACGUGAAUGUAAUGAUGAGCACAGAAACAGUUUCUAGUAUGAAUCCCGUUUUAUACCUAAAUUGUCAAAACUUAUCUCAUUUCUAUAUCGUAUCAUAAGUUUCCAUAUGAAGUAAAGUUAUUAUAACGAGUCAUUAGUUAGCACAUUUACUUAUCUGUAUUCAAUCUGGUAAGUUAUACUAUUGCUGAUUUAGUUGAAAGUAUUACUCUCAUGAUAAACUUAUUUGUCACCUUUAAAAGAAUAAUAAUAACAAUAAUGGUGAUCAUGAUGACGUUGGUGAGUUACGUCAUCAUCAUCAUCUGACAUUUGUCAUUUACAGUAAAGAAAUAACAGAACAGUGUUAUAAAAUAGUUAUCAUUCUAAGAUAAUUUGAACACCAGAAUAAUUUUCAUCUUUCUACAGAUAUAGUACCGCUUUAUUCACCUG